Messenger RNA from Eimeria necatrix, 276 nucleotides. RefSeq lists its product as hypothetical. The transcript has 3 exons. Lineage: Eukaryota; Apicomplexa; Conoidasida; Eucoccidiorida; Eimeriidae. Bases 1 to 276 code for a protein of 91 amino acids. The record is from RefSeq and is a predicted model, not a curated record.
AUGAGCUGGCUCUUUGGGGGCUCUUCCGCCCCAAAGGACAACUCCCAGACAGACAAAAGCCUCCCAGAACUUCCCCCAGGACUCCAAACUUUGCCUCCGCCACCCCCACCAAAGGGGGCCCCCAUUCCCUCGGGGCCCUUCACGGGCUUCUCUGAGCCUCCUCCCUCUCCCCCCCAACCUGCAGGAGCUUCAAGGGGGGCCCCUUUGCCUUUGUCGUUUGCACCUCCAACUGCGGGGACGGACUACAGCAAUGAGGACUUCUCCAAAUACACGUAA